AUGACCAAGCCUAUUCUGGUACGGCAUGAGGAGCCUCUUGCAGGAGGUAUCCACCGCAUAGUACUAGACCGACCCGAAGCUCGCAAUGCCAUUUCGCGCGAGGUUCUGGCACAAUUAGAUGAUCGUUUGGAUGAAAUCUUGGCGCUGGCGAGCGUCAUGCCUUCAGGUUGGGCCACACCUCCUCGCAGAGCUUCCUUGACCCCUUCCGAAGCUCACCAGGAUGCCAACGGGUCCAGCAAAGUUUCCCCACCGACAUCGUCAAGCGCUUCUCGCUCCACGUCCCCUUCCUCGCACCACACCUCCAUCGGCUCUUUGAAGGACCCUGCAUCCACGAUCCGAUCAUCGCAGGCCAAAGAACCGCUCAGAUGCGUCAUCAUCGAGAGCAGCAGCACCAAUGCUUUCUGCGCAGGAGCAGAUCUGAUCGAGAGGAAAUCCAUGUCUGAACAAGAAGUGGUGGGCUUCUUGUCCGACUUGAGAAGAAUCUUCGACAAGUUGGCCGCUUUUCCCGUACCGACAAUCGCUGCCAUCGACGGACCUGCUCUCGGAGGAGGUUUGGAGCUCAGCUUGGCUUGCGAUUUCAGAAUCGCUAGUCCUAGCGUCGACAAGCUUGGGUUUCCAGAGGUUCAGCUAGGCAUCAUUCCAGGCGCUGGAGGGACGCAAAGAGCACCUCGUCUGAUCGGUCUUGCGCGCGCAAAAGAGCUCAUCUACACCGGAAGGUUGAUCGAUGCCGAGACGGCCAAAUCAUGGGGUUUGAUCGACUACCUAGCAGACGAGGGUCAAACCGCAGCACAGCGAGCACUCGCACUAGCCCAGCGUAUGGCCAAGAGUGCCCCUUUGGCCCUCGCUUCUGCAAAAAUGGCGAUCUCGCACGGACUCGACUUCGAGUUGGAAGAUGCGCUCCAGUGGGAACGCAUGUGCUACGAGAAACUCUUGCCCACUCAGGAUCGCCGAGAAGCUCUGCUCGCUUUUGCCGCAAAACGCAAGCCCAACUUUGUGGGCAAGUAA
Messenger RNA from Ceraceosorus guamensis, 1005 nucleotides. Its product is annotated as ClpP/crotonase. Gene Ontology annotation, cellular component: mitochondrion. Bases 1 to 1005 code for a protein of 334 amino acids. Gene Ontology annotation, molecular function: enoyl-CoA hydratase activity. Lineage: Eukaryota; Fungi; Basidiomycota; Exobasidiomycetes; Ceraceosorales; Ceraceosoraceae. Gene Ontology annotation, biological process: fatty acid beta-oxidation. The record is from RefSeq and is a predicted model, not a curated record. The transcript is spliced from 3 exons.